Molecule: messenger RNA, 2391 nt
Organism: Radiomyces spectabilis
Lineage: Eukaryota; Fungi; Mucoromycota; Mucoromycetes; Mucorales; Radiomycetaceae
Product: PA26 p53-induced protein-domain-containing protein
Exons: 5
Coding region: 233-2374 (713 amino acids)
Biological process (GO): cellular response to leucine starvation; negative regulation of TORC1 signaling; positive regulation of macroautophagy
Cellular component (GO): nucleus
Molecular function (GO): L-leucine binding; oxidoreductase activity, acting on peroxide as acceptor
Source: RefSeq, a predicted model, not a curated record
CAUGAUUCUGGUGAGAUUUUUUGAAGAGCCGCCUGUAAAUUUUUCACUUCAUGCUUUUUCGAUCUCUUUCAGGUUCUUCCCUUUUUGUCGAGGCACCGAGAAAACCCCACCUUCCAAAACUCGUUAAUAUACUUUAUUCCACCAACUUCUUUUCAGUUGAAAUCUCGUCAUUUCAAGUGUUUUUUAUUGUGCUGCUUUCUUGUUUCCCUUAUAGUCUGGCCAUCGCUGUGUCAUGGAAGCAGAUCUACCUCAUUCUACAUUGUCCCCCACAUUGGAAGAAGAACUCGCCCGUGAUACUCGAGCACGUCAGUUGCAGUCAUUUCGACUGCGGAUUGCUCUGUUUAAACCUCUGCAAACGGUGUCGGACGAAGAACGGGAAGUCGCCCUGGACCGGAUUAUCGAAGUAGCGCAAUCCUAUCUGCAUAUUGCGCGAGCCCCGUUUUCGCCGUGUCGAAAAUUCUUGUUUUCACCCUUUUACUUCUCUUCCGAGGCUCGCGCCACCUUUGAUCCCGCUUGUUCGUCUCCGCCGCUGUCGCCGGAAGACGAAUUUUCCGUUCAAGCCUUGGAAUCAAAGUUGGAAGCAGAUAAUGCCGACGACCAGUUGCAGCAUUUCUUGCUGACCAUUCUACGCCUAUCGAAAACAUGUCCCUUUGCCGAUGUACGGCACACCCUCAGCCAUUUUUUACAAACGGUCUCUGAAGCUAGUACGGUCCCGGUGCCGCGACCAGCUCACCAUUCGCCAUCAUACUUUAUCUCGUUGAAAGAUAUUUUUUCAUUGGAAUCAACUCCCUGCGAUAGUGCAAUCAUGUCGUACCCACGCCCCUCCAAUUUUCAACGGUCGUCAUGGUCACACGAAAUCAGUUGGACCGUGAGUGAUACGGAACCACGGGAACCGUGCCUAGUUUCCCCUGCAACCGACACCACCACUUGCGACGAUGGGCGAACCACGGGGGGUCGUCCCACGGACGACUAUAUUCGACAAAUGUUUGUAAGGCUGUUUCUAGAAGAAGGACGCAUCACCAACGUGUUUCGUGUAAUGGCAUUUUUCCCUACAUUUUAUGAAAUAUAUCAUCUCACGUACACAGAAAUCCUCAAAUCCUCGACGGGACCCCUCCCACCAACAUGGAAAAUAUAUUUAGGCAUCAUGGCAGCAGCGGAACAUGGAUGUCAAUAUCUGGUGUCGUUAUUGAAGCUCGAGUUUCUUCAGGCGCAAGGCAAUGCGAAAUGGUUGAAAGGCAUUCAUCAUUGUCCCGUCAAAUUGCAACGCAUCUCCCUAAUAUUGCUGAAAAUGGCUCGGCAACCGUGGCGGUUGCGGCUUCAAGAUAUCGUAACGCUUAUCGGUGGCAUGCCAGGAUCUCCGCGUCAAGAUGCCUGGUCUAAAGGCGAACUAGUGCAAGCAAUCCUUGUCAUGGCGACGGUGCUAGGGUUAAGUACGUUUGUUCUUGGGUGUGGUAUCGCGCCGGAAGUCGACAUGCGAGGUGGAUAUACGGUUGCAGGCAACAGUAUAUUGGAUGUAUACCCAUGUGAAGGCAUUGAACGAGAACUGGAUCAAACGUUGACUCUGAUGGUUGAAGAAGAGCAAGAAGCAAUCCGCGCCGCAUCCAGUGCCACGGGCUGGCAUGACAGUUCGAUUCUUUUGUUUGAAGACCAAGACGAGAACGAAGAUUUGGUGAAAAAGCGAGGAGCCGAUUUGAUUACCAAAUUGCAAUCGUACACAUCGUCUCUCUCGUCCCCAAAAUCUUGUCCGAAUUUCACCUGGAAGCACGAUACACCCUGGACAGGUUUCAGUGACAAAGGCCACGACACCGAUGCCAAUGAGAACGAACCGGUCCGAUACCCAGCCUAUGAAGAUUUGUCUCGUUUUGCGGAUCCUGUGGCCGACAAGGAUAUCCAACGACAAGAUUUCGAACAAGUAAAAGAACAAUAUGAUCCGUUCAUGCUGGGCGUCUAUUGCUGGGAAGACCAUGGAUGCGAUAUUGUCAAUCAAUUUCUACCCGGUGUUGGCGAUGACCUAGAUGAUGAAUUCACCGAAGCUCUCAGCAUCACGGAUUGGAGUCUAUUUCUCCAUAUGACCGAUGCUGCUAUUGACACCACGCCGUUGCGGCACGCCAUAUGGUAUUAUACGCAGCGGUUGUUGGGCGUGAUCAAGGAAGACUAUAAUUAUGAAGACUUUGCGGCGUAUUUGAACGAUCGUAGCAAGGAUUACAUCAAAAGGGCGUGCUGUUUCCCCCAUCAACUAGGCGCGUUUGAUUGGAACAACAUGGGACUGCCACUUCGCGCCGAAGAAAAAUGUCAUAUGAUUCUCCUAAUCGCCUCGGCCAAAAAGCAAGCAUUGAUCUGUUACGCUCUGGCCCUGAUAGAGCAAGUAUUGUAAAAAAAAAAAAAAAAAAA